Molecule: messenger RNA, 909 nt
Organism: Gossypium raimondii (Peruvian cotton)
Lineage: Eukaryota; Viridiplantae; Streptophyta; Magnoliopsida; Malvales; Malvaceae
Exons: 3
Coding region: 142-675 (177 amino acids)
Biological process (GO): positive regulation of cell population proliferation
Cellular component (GO): nucleus
Source: RefSeq, a predicted model, not a curated record
GGCCGUCCAAGUUAAGCUCGUUAAACAACAAAUUAAACCCUCAGUACUGGCGUCGUUCGUUGUGAGCCUGGCGGUGUAAGCGGUUUUUCUUUUUUUUUUUCAGUUUCCGGUAAAACAAAAAAGUGCGGCACCCACGAAAUAAUGGAAACGGAGAAGACAAAAACCACCACUUGUAGUAGCAAUCAAGUAUCGGAGAUGGAAGAAGACACCACAACAUCAAAAGUGGAUUCCCCCACCAAUUCCCAGCAAACCAUUUCUGACGAUGAUGAAAUAGACUAUUCAAUCAAACCAGAAUUCUAUGACCCGAACCUUGAUGACAAAGAUGAAUUAUGGGUCCAAAGUAAGAGGAAAGAUCGUGUUUCCGAUGCCGUGCUAAGCUGCCCUGCUUGUUUUACCACCCUUUGCCUUGAGUGUCAACGGCAUGAAAAAUAUGUGACACAAUACAGGGCGAUUUUUGUUGCGAACUGCAAGAUUGAAGACGGAAAAGUCAGGCAAGAAAGGGUAAAACCAAAAAGAGGCAAGCGAAGAAGAGAAACUGUUGAGGGUGAAGCAGUUGCUGCUGCCGGUGGGGAAACAUUCAAGUCGGUCCACUGUUCGGUCUGCACAACGGAGGUCGGUGUCAUUGAUGAAGAUGAGGUAUAUCACUUUUUCAAUGUUCUUCCAAGUGAGUCUUGAGUCUUAGACCUGCCAUAGUCUAAGUUGCUCAAGCUACCAAAAUAGUUCGGUGAUAGUUCAGUUUUCAUGCUUCUUAGUAAUGGAAUUACCAAGUGAUUGUCGCAGCCAAUAUAUUAUUAACUUUCCCUUUGGUAUAUAUGGUUGUUGUCAAUUCUGAUCCGAAACCAAUAGUUCAAUCAUUCGAGCUUUGAUCUAAUUCGAUUUGAUUAUAAAAGUCAAUAAUUUGAACUUAAA